UAGUAUUAUAGGGUUGAAGGAGUACAUUCCUAGUUUGCUCUCUCCUCAGCUCUUCCGUGUCCAUCCAUUAUUUAUCUUCCUCGUCAGCUAAAUUGAUCACUUCUUUUAAUUUCCCUGAGCUUCUUGAUGUAUGAGAUCGCUGUGGUCGAUGCAUAUACUGACUGAGACAAAGCAGCUGGCGGAGGGAGGAGAAGAUGUCCAAUCUCACAUCUGCCUCUGGGGAAACCUGCGUCACAUCGAGCCCCCAGUUCUCCUCUUUGGUCUCUCAGUCACCCAAACGAGCUAAGAAAAAGAGGGGACUUCCAGGAAACCCAGACCCAGAUGCUGAAGUUAUAGCUUUGUCACCCAAGACGCUGAUGACGACCAACAGGUUCGUGUGUGAUGUCUGCAACAAAGGGUUUCAGAGGGAUCAGAACCUGCAGCUGCACAGGAGGGGCCAUAACCUUCCGUGGAAGCUGAAACAGAGGGUGAACAAGGAUCAAGCCGCGAGGAAGAAGGUAUACGUCUGCCCUGAGGUGUCAUGUGUGCACCAUGACCCUUCCAGGGCACUCGGAGACCUCACUGGCAUUAAAAAACACUUCUCCAGAAAGCACGGCGAGAAAAAGUGGAAGUGCGACAAGUGUUCCAAGAAGUAUGCCGUGCAGUCGGAUUGGAAAGCUCACAGCAAGAUCUGUGGAACGAGGGAGUACAAAUGUGACUGUGGAACUCUCUUCUCACGGAGGGACAGCUUUAUCACCCAUAGAGCAUUCUGUGAUGCUCUAGCUGACGAAACUACAAGAGUAAUUACUCCAGUCGCAGAUGAUCCCCACCAACAGUUGUUCAACUCUCAAGCCAUGCCAUCUCAUGAACUCCCAGAAGCUUUCCAAACUGACAUGAUCAUGAAGCCCCAAGAAGCUGCCAACACUGCUAGUUCUUCAGAAAUGUUCUUAGCAGAAUAUCGUCAUAAGAGCCAAAUGGAACUCUUCCCCUCAAUCAAUCAGCAUAAAAGUCAUCCUCCAUUCCCUGCUACGUCUGCUUUUUUGUCAGCCACGGCACUGCUCCAAAAGGCAUGUCAAAUGGGUGCAAUAAUGGGGAGAGCACACCAACAUCUUGAUCAGAUGGCAGGGUUUAGCCGUGGGUUCGCCUCUCGUCAGGGACCAAUUAAUUGGAGUGACAAUAAUUUGCAUGGAUUAAUGGGAACUAGAUCAGCUGAUGCUUUGGAUCAUGAACUAGUCUGUGAAGGAGGGCAGGGAUCGGAGGGCAAGAGUACUGAUCAGCUUGGAAGAGGAAGAGGCGACAGCAACCAAUUGACUCUAGAUUUGUUGGGGAAGAGAGCUAUAUUGCAGUUGGACCCAUCCAUGAAUAAUUUCCCUUCCUAUGAGGAUGCACUACAAGAACCAUACUGGAAUCAUUAGCAUAUGGCAUGGCAUGGCUGACCAAGAAAACGGAUGGCAUGGCAAUAGCUUUCAAUCAGUGGCAGAUACAACGUCUCUUUCCGUUGGACCACUGAUGUAGUAAUUCGAUUAAGCCCUAACAUGCAUGCAUGCAUGCAUUGCACGCGAGAUUAAUAAACGAGCAAAUUAAUUGGUUGCUCAUGUGUGUGAUGAAUAAUUGACUCCAGCAUAAUUGCGUUGCGUGGUACCGAGUGAAAUAGUUAUGUGAUUCGAAAAGGCUUAUGGAUGUUA
Molecule: messenger RNA, 1664 nt
Organism: Zingiber officinale
Lineage: Eukaryota; Viridiplantae; Streptophyta; Magnoliopsida; Zingiberales; Zingiberaceae
Product: protein indeterminate-domain 7-like
Exons: 5
Coding region: 195-1394 (399 amino acids)
Cellular component (GO): nucleus
Molecular function (GO): DNA-binding transcription factor activity
Source: RefSeq, a predicted model, not a curated record